This is a messenger RNA of Magnolia sinica, 1076 nucleotides long. RefSeq lists its product as uncharacterized. The record is from RefSeq and is a predicted model, not a curated record. The transcript has 8 exons. Lineage: Eukaryota; Viridiplantae; Streptophyta; Magnoliopsida; Magnoliales; Magnoliaceae. Gene Ontology annotation, molecular function: S-adenosylmethionine-dependent methyltransferase activity. Bases 49 to 891 code for a protein of 280 amino acids.
UGCCUGUUUUCGGCGGCGUGGUAGGGGUGGGGUUUCGGUGCUUGGGGAAUGGGAGAGGACUACAGGGUUGGAGGAGACGCGGAAGGAAGAGCGAGGAAUCAGCACAACAGAAACAGCAGCAGCAAGGACAAGAAGGAGGGAGCGAUGGAGAUAUACAGGGACGUUUCGAGCUGCAACACAUACAACUACGGAGACGCUCUGUACUGGGACGCUCGCUACAUCCACGAGGCAGGCCCCUUCGAUUGGUAUCAGCGCUACUCCGCCCUCCGCCCUUUCGUCCGCAAUUACAUCCCUACCUCUUCUCGCAUCCUUAUGGUCGGCUGUGGCAAUGCCGUUAUGUCCGAGGACAUGGUGAAGGAUGGGUAUGAAGACAUAGUGAACGUUGACAUCUCUUCGGUUGUCAUUGAUAUGAUGAGAAAGAAAUACGAGUAUCUUCCUCAACUGAAAUACUUGCAGAUUGAUGUCAGAGAUAUGAGCUUCUUCCAGGAUGAAACGUUUGAUGGUGUCAUCGAUAAAGGAACUCUUGAUUCCUUGAUGUGUGGCACCAACGCUCCGAUUAGUACUUGCCAAAUGUUAGCAGAAGUGAGCAGGCUUCUUAAACCUGGAGGGAUCUAUAUGUUGAUAACCUAUGGUGAUCCAACAGUACGAAUUCCUCAUUUGAACCGGUCAGGAUACAAUUGGAAGAUUAUAUUGUACAUCAUACCCAGACCAGGAUUCCAAAGGCCAGAAGGUUGUAGUUCUUCAUCAAAAUCGUACAUGGAUCCUGUCCCCAUCACAGAGAAUGGUCUGCUCCCACCAGAUUUUGUUCUAGAGGACCCUGAUUCUCACUUUAUAUAUGUAUGCAAGAAGAUGGACGGACUGAUGGGGCUUCCUACUGAAACCAUCCAGUGAUAUAAAAAUGGUGCAUCGACUGAUGAGAUGUCCAAUUACACCACACUUAAAAUAUGUGUCUGUGUUUAUUAAAACAAUUUCCGCUUGUCAUUUGUAUAAUGUGAAUUGGAUUCCCAUUCAUGGCCCAGCACUGGUCAUUAUUGACAUGCAAAGAUGAAAAAUAAGGAUUGCAUCCAUUGAUCAAA